This is a messenger RNA of Triticum urartu, 1337 nucleotides long. NCBI's taxonomy places the organism in Eukaryota, Viridiplantae, Streptophyta, Magnoliopsida, Poales, Poaceae. The record is from RefSeq and is a predicted model, not a curated record.
GACACAGAUACUCCCUGACCCAUGCCGCGAACGAGCCUGCCUGAAUAUUCGUGAGAAUUGGCGCGACAGGACAAGGUCGACCCAUGGCAGGAGAUCGCCGGGCUCUGUGUCUGGUCGCCGGCGCGAUCCUCCUCUGCUCGUGCUUUGCUCGGGUGCUGUGCGGCGACGAGCAGGAGCAGCAGCAGGAGAUUCAGAGGCUCAGGUCCAAGGUCGCGUCGCUAGAGGACGAGGUCGGCUGGAGGAAGGAGGAGACCUCGCAGCUGGAGAGCGUCGUCAGGGAGAGGACGGCGCAGAUCGCGGCGUUGGUCGGCGGGCUAGAAGCUAUGCAGGUGAGGAAUGUGGCAGAUGAUGAAUCCGUGGUGAAGGCGAGCACCAACAGUGCGAUGAUCGAGAAGCAGAUUGAGAGGCUGGGCAGUGAUUUGGAAGACCAGGUUAAGAAAGGGGAGUUGUUGGAAACCCGGGCUAGCGAAGCAGAGAAAAGCCUGCUUGAGCUUGGUCAGAAGUUGGAUCGUGUUGAGAAGAUAAACGCUGAGCAGAGGAAGAAAAUUGAGGAGCUGGAACAAGAUCUUCAGCAUUCAAAAGAUAAACUGUCUGGGGUGCAAAGACAAGCAAAAUUGAAGGCUCAGGAGUUGGCAAAUGUUCAUGGCAUGUGGCUUCCGUAUUGGUUCGCAUCGCGCUCUGUACAUUGUCAGGAACUAGCAUCUGCCAAAUGGCAUCUCCAUGGGAAGCCUGUGCUUGAUGCUCUGUUGGAGAAGGUUGCUAAGACGUUGGCACAUGCACAAAGACUGGUGGAACCACACUUGCAGGCAACAAAAAAUGUAGGCUAAUGUUCUGAACCAACACUCCCCCUCACCUCUUUGUGAAACACUCUGACACGCCAUCUCUUGCUUCAUGAAGAAACUGGUGCCUGUUGCCAAAUUUCAUUUCAACUCACUGAAGAACAGCACUAAGCCGGUAGCUGCCAGGAUGGCCACAGCCUACAGAGCAUGCAAGGAUGCCAUCCAGCCAUGUAUGGUGAAGUCUCAAGAGUUUGCAGAUCACUACUGGCAGGAAUGCAGGAAGUUCUCCGAGCCACACGUCGCACGGAUCGCGGCAGCGUCUGAACCUCACCUUUCGGCUGUUGAACCUUACACGAGGCCUGUCAAGUCUGUUUGGAGGCAGCUCGUUAUGGCGACGAGCUUCUACCAUAGUCAGGUUCAGAAAGGAAUCAGUGGCUUCCUGGAGGACAGUGAGCUGCUGGACCAACUUUCAGCUUAUAGACUUGCGUGGUGGAUGGCGUCCGCCAUGUUUGCGCUGCCGAUGUUGUACGCCUGCAAGAUCUUCUCGGCUACUGUCCG